Messenger RNA from Colletotrichum acutatum, 402 nucleotides. RefSeq lists its product as uncharacterized. The transcript has a single exon. The annotation marks the transcript as partial. The record is from RefSeq and is a predicted model, not a curated record. Lineage: Eukaryota; Fungi; Ascomycota; Sordariomycetes; Glomerellales; Glomerellaceae.
UUUUUUUUUUCUUUUUCUUUUUUUUUUUUUUUUUUUUCGAAAACUCAUUGGUUAUGUACGUUUUCCAUCAUGAUUGUGGUCAUUAUGCUAUUCUUCGUUUGGAUACCGGCGGCAUUUUUCUUACCGCGUUCACUGCGACGGAAUCACUAUCCGAAAGUUGCGGUAGCUCAGGGACAUAGCGGGGGCCGACCCUUUCGUGUUGUUGACUCGUUGAUCAGUGAUUCAUAUCGACUCACUCUCCACUUCAUAAGUUUAAGCCAGGGGGACCCAUCCCACGCCAAAAUGGCGAUAGUCAAGCCACCCAAGAAAGGCAAUUGGCAGUCGGGUAACAUUUGGUACCGGGGAGCCGGGACUGACGUUGACGAUCGAUACAAGACUUUUAAUGGAUUCAACAUCAACCCA